AUGAGUCAUCAUCUUCAGCAUCAAAUGCAAUCACAACUUUUAACAACACCAUUAACGGACAGAUCGAAUACUAUUGUUACGCAAUCAUUGGAUACUGAUAUAAUUAUGGGAAAUACAAUGCCAUCAUCGUUUCUUGAAAUGAACUUGUCAUCAACAACAAAUGGUUUGUCGAAUGAUAUAGAGGCGAAUCGUUCUACUCGUAACAGUUUAACAGAUGACAGUAAUUCUAAUAACAAUAGUUCACAAUGUAAAUCACCACUUUGGCUACCACCAGUAACACCGUAUACACUACUUGGCUUAUUAAAACCUCAUUUAACACAAUCAGGUUUAUUGCCAAAUCCAAAUCAUCCUAGUCAACCGGUUGCCCCACCUGCUCCACCUGCGCCUCCGCCUCCCAAUGCAUUUCCAAUUGCACCUUCUGCCCAACAUAAUUCUAUGCAACAAACAAAUCCUGGAACGACAAUGCUAAGUACAAAAUUAUGUGAAGAUUCAAUAAUGGGACAACAGAGUAAUCUGAAAUCAUCACAACAUCACAUUUCAUCGAUGUCUUCUACAUAUCUUUCCGAGCUUUUAAAUCAUCAAUCACAAACAAAUUGUGGGAAGAAUUCAGUGCAUGGUAAGUUUAAAACCAUUGAUUCCUUAAUGUUGAUUUGUAAUGGUUUACAUUUCUUCUCGACAGUAGUAAUUUAA
Trichobilharzia szidati is the source of this 690-nucleotide messenger RNA. The record is from the annotation of a GenBank genome assembly. Lineage: Eukaryota; Metazoa; Platyhelminthes; Trematoda; Strigeidida; Schistosomatidae.